UGGACGCUCACGCAUCACCCUCACUCAGCGCAUACUUGACUUUGCUGAUACAUCACUCUAUGAGUGUAUGCGACCGUGAAUUCGUGGCUUGAAAGCCUUCCUACUGCAGGCUGUUCGCUACAUCCGCCGCUCGACCGACCACUCAUAUCCAGGCACACCAUGGCCAUAACCACAAAGCGCAAGCGCGGCACUGUUUCAUACAAAGAACCAAGCAGUGCCGAGGACCUAUCUGAGAGCUCUGAAUAUGAGCACACACCCAGGAGGAAGCGUCCUGCACCCUCUCGACGAUCUGCGAGGCACCAAGCCAAUGAUGACGACUCCAGUCGACAAACGACACCAGAACGGUCUCCUGCACUCGAGCCCUCCAGAAAGAAGCACAAAGAAUCUCGAACUAGGCGACAUCGCAAAGUGUCAUACAAGGACAUCAGCUCAGAUGAGGAGGAGGACCCAGAUGCAGAUUUCGAGGUUCCUGAGAAGCAUGUCAGGACGACACAGCGCAGGGUAAAGGCAUCAGCGGUGCCAUCUCCACGACCUCAGAGGCGUGAAAAGGCCAGAGAAAGGGGGCGAUCAAAGCAAAAGCUGGUAAUUGGUCGGAUACGGAAGCCCAACCAGGCACCAGGCGCAGCGCCAGAGGCCAUCUCGAUUCCAUCUGACGGUCACAAACCAGCCUGGCAGUUUCUGCCAUACCAUAUCCUCCUUCAGAUAUUUGUUUAUGCGUCACAUCCUCUGCACGAUGAGAACGUGAAGCCUACGACAUCAAUACCUUGGCUGGUACAAGUGGCGCGCUUGUGUUCGACCUUCACAAAGCCAGCCCUGACAGCCCUUUAUCGUAACCCACCAAUUUUCGCCAUGAGGCAGACUAGGAGGGACCUCGUUCACCACCUCAUACAGCCACCGAGCGGGGUGCACAAAGACUACCAAGUGAUGCCAAAGCGGUUGACCUUGGACGCAACCCAGAUGUCUACACUGACGGACCCAACGCACAGUGUCGCUGAUUUGGCAGCUCUUGUCAAGUCACUGACUACGCUGCGCGAGAUCGACAUCUUUGACCCUAUCGACAGGCCACCUUUUCGUGGACGCUUACGGCGAGCGCGUCGAUGGGUGUACCCGGAUGAACUGUUCGCGGCGCUGCGCGAGACCGAAUUGCGACUUCGCAGCUGGCGGUGGAACAGCAUGUUUUGCCAGCGUGGCCCCUUGUGGAUGAAGAGCAUACAUGGCGACCAAGCGUUCCAGAGCUUGCGCGAGCUCACGCUUGUCAAGUACCAUCCAGAACCAUCUCGCGAAGAUGAGGACGACGAUGAAGGCAACUCAGAACCUACGAUGGAAGAGCUGAUUGGCUCAGCGUUGGCUGUGCUACCCAACCUAAGGUCUCUGGCUUUCGAGACCUGCGGUAUCGUUAGAGGCCGUCUGCUACCGCUCCUGCCAACGAACCUCAUCAGCUUGAGCAUCGUCAACUGCGGAGAACUGCUUUCUGAUGCGCUGUCAAGCUUUCUGACAACCCACGGCGCACAUCUCGAGGAGCUUAUUCUGCACCACAACCAGGCGCUCGAUCUGUCGUUCCUUGUCGACCUAAAGCAGUCGUGCCCCAAGCUAGAGGUUCUGCGAAUGGACACGACGUACUACAGCUCCCUCGUCAUGUCGUCUGAUAAUGAGCCCCUGUACGAGUCUCUGCUUGGCGAGAACGAGGUCCCUACCUGGCCCGCAACUUUACGUACUCUCGACAUGCAGUAUCUGCGCAAGUGGGACUCCACAGCGGCAAGCAAUUUCUUCCAGUCGCUGAUAGACUCAGCUGAGGAGCUGCCAGAUCUACAAGACCUCACGAUCAUUGCUAUGGUCGACACCGAUUGGCGACAGCGUGCUGAGUUCAGGAGGAAGUGGAGCGCUACUUUUCAAGCUGUGUUCGCCAGGAAGUGGGAGCCGCCAAAUCCUCAUCUUGCGUCGCUCAAAGCAUACAGAUUGUGGAAAGAGAAGCAAGUCUCUUCGCAGAUCCAGCCACCCCAAGUCGAGGAGGAAGAGAAGGUCGACUCGUUCGUUGAGGGAGUGACAGAAGAGCUAGCAAAACCUCAAGCUGCAGAAGAGAGCGACAGCGACGCACCACUUGUGUCCAGGCGCAAGAGGCAGGACGAGCAAUGGGGCUCGACACGCCUUCGCUCGCGAGCCAAGGCGAAUGCCAGCUAUGACGAAGAGUUGGAGGACUCUGAAUCAGAACAGGAUGUAGAGGACGUGGAAAAGGUCUCAUUUGUGCAGGGUCGAUGUCACACAGUUAUCUUCCGCAUCGACAACUUCCGACCGCGAGAGGAAAUCUACGCUGAAGCUGACUUCCUCGAUGCUGAGCCCAGCGGCGAUGAUGAAUGGAAUGGCAACGAUGAAGCCAACGACGAGGGCGGAUAUGCUUGGUAACCGUGUUUGGCAAUGGGCAUGGACAUAUUUUACGGGUUAUGAUAUCAGGACAUCUGGGAAACAGUGCAUUGGGCUGGCGUUGGAGAGUUAUUGUAUAAGUACCUCGACAUGUGUAUCACCGUUGGGUAUGGGUCAGGCACUGACAUUGGGCCGCCACCUUGGCCGCCGUUAUUACUCGAUGCAGGAAGCAUUGGAGGCUGGCUGUAUUCCAAUGAAUUCAUUGGCUCUCCUAUAGGCUGCUUAUUCACAUAUGA
Messenger RNA from Macroventuria anomochaeta, 2654 nucleotides. RefSeq lists its product as uncharacterized. The record is from RefSeq and is a predicted model, not a curated record. Bases 160 to 2400 code for a protein of 746 amino acids. NCBI's taxonomy places the organism in Eukaryota, Fungi, Ascomycota, Dothideomycetes, Pleosporales, Didymellaceae. The transcript has a single exon.